Molecule: messenger RNA, 1320 nt
Organism: Salvelinus sp. IW2-2015
Lineage: Eukaryota; Metazoa; Chordata; Actinopteri; Salmoniformes; Salmonidae
Source: RefSeq, a predicted model, not a curated record
AUGAUGCUGGGGGAAUCUGUGAAGGUGGAUUGUUUGGACAUCAGGAUAAGACAACUGACCUGUAUCACCACCUUGUAUCUGACUGACAACCACUACAUCUGGUACAAGAACGGACAACAUCUAGAUGAGAGACGUCCACUGGUACUGGGCCAGAUUGGCUGGAGUGUUACAUACACCACUCAGAGUAUCUGUGCCUUGAAGGGGUCAACAGUGGAGCUGUCCUGCUCUUACACAUAUCCCAGUGGUCAUACAAUCACAACAACCUUCUGGUUCACUAAAAUGGAGAGAAAAGGUAAAGAACCUGACAGUCUAGGUCAGGACCCAGAGUAUGCAGGUCGCCUGGAGUAUCAUGGGGAUAAGAAGAAAGACUGUACACUGAGAAUCACAGACCUGAGAGAGAGUGACUCAGCUACGUACAAGUUCAGAUUUAUAACAGAUAAGUCUGGAGGGAGAUAUUAUGGUGAUCCUGGAGUCACUCUGUCUGUCACAGGUCUUCAGGUGAAGGUGACUGGUGAGACACUGACCUGUAUCACCACCUGUACUCUGACUGACAACCCCACCUACAUCUGGUACAAGAACGGUACCAUAGUAAAGGAGGGCACUUCCAGCCUGUACUCAGACUCCUUUAAUGAUGCAGACAGUUACUCCUGUGCUGUAAAAGGCCGUGAGAAUCUCCACUCUCCUGCAGUGUGUCUUCAGGUGAAGGUGUGCAUCAUGAUAGACACUGACCUGUACACCAGCUGUACUCUGACUGACAACCCCACCUACAUCUGGUACAAGAACGCUCUCCAGACUCUAGUGUUUCUCUGGGUUCCUGUGGUGGGGGUGGGGGCUUUCCUGACUGUUGGAGCUCUUCUAGUCACCAUCUACUGCACACUGAAGAGGAGAUCCACAGGAGGAAGUGAUGCCACAACAGACACACAUAGUGUCCAUCAUGACCCUAACAGUGACACGUACACAGGUCUGAACAUGAAGACCUGGUCACCUGACUAUGACACUCUGGAGAGUGUCCAUCCUGACCCUAACAGUGACAUGUGCACAGUUAUGAAGAAGAAGACCAGGUCACCAGAGUGACACCCUGGCAGUGUGUGUGUGUGUGUGUGUGUGUGUUGUGUGUGUGUUCAUAAACACUUUAUGAAGUGGUGUGUAAAGUGCUCAUUCAAUGUGUCUUCUUUCAGAAUGUGAGGGACUCCCCCAGUACACAGCCCCUCAGCAUUAGAUUAGAUGCUGAGCCUUCAGAUUAUGAGAAAUGAAGAGAACCACCACAGAUUCUGGACUGAAGAGAACCACCACAGAUUCUGGACUGAAGAGAACCACCAC